AUGGCGGCCAACAAUACCUGUGUUUCGCAGGGCGACCACGACUUCGGGCCCGUCGUUGAUCCUUGCAUUCGCAAAUUCGACUUCACUCUCCUUUUCGAGGACACCAUACUUUCCAUUGUCCCGUCGGCCAUCUUCGUUCUCCUGGCGGCGUUGAGAAUCCUUUCUCUUCAGUCCCGGCCCAACGUUGCAGGCAACAUCUUCCGCCUUGUCAAACUGGUUCUCAUAUGCAUUCUUACCGCAAUCGCAGUCGCACUUACCGCUCUGUGGGCGCGCGAAGAAGGUCUGUCAUUGAACAGCAAGGCGGCAAUCGCCGCGGCGGUCCUGUCCAUCAUUGACGGUCUGGCCGCCGCCGCUCUGUCUUUUACUGAACACUCCAGAUCCGUUGGCCCCUCCCUGUUGCUGAGUGCCUUCUUGGUCCUGUCAACCAUUUUCCACGGCGUACGCCUCAGGACUCUUUGGCUGAAGUCGGUUGGGAUUCCAAUCGCGUCUCUCUCCACCGCCUCUCUCGCUCUGAAGCUGGUCAUUCUGGUCCUGGAGGAACAGAGCAAGAGACGAUGGAUCAUCGGCGAAAAAGAGGCCUGGAGCUCGGAAGAGACUGCUGGGCUAUCCAAUCGCAUCGGUUUCCAUUGGCUUAACGUCCUUCUCCUCAAGGGAUACUCGGCUGCUCUUUCCAUCGCCAAGCUGCCCAUCAUCGAUAGCAAGCUUCUGUCUGAGUCGUUGUGGGAGCGUAUCGGGCUUAGAUGGAAGACAACAUCCAAGGAGGGGAACAAUGUGUUGCUCGGAACAGUUUUCUCGGUGUUGAAAUGGCCCAUCUUGGCUCCGAUUCCCGCCUACCUUAUCAUCGUGGGACUUCAACUAGCGCAGCCAUUACUGAUCAGUUCCAUCAUGGCAUACCUUGCGACUCCCGUUGACCAUAGUGAGCACCAGAAGAACACUGGCUACGGCCUCAUCGGAGCCUAUGGCCUGGUCUACCUCUGCAUCGCAGCUGUGACGGCUAUGUGUCAGCAUCUGGUGUACCGCUAUGUGUCCAUGAUGCGUGGUUGUCUGGUUCUUUUGAUCUACCAGAAGACGACGUCCAUGAGUGUGGUCGCGGCGGAGGAUGCAGCCGCUGUCACGCUUAUGAGCACUGAUAUUGAGAGAAUAAUUAACGGCAUGUCGAAGCUUCACGAGAGCUGGUCAACUCUUCUUCAGAUGGCUGUGGCCUUGGCUCUGCUGUACAGACAACUCGGCAUCGUUUUUGUCGUUCCUCUGAGUCUUUUUCUCUUUUGCGCGGUUGGUGCCGGCUACUUGUCCGGCUCAGCAGGGACAUUCCAGGCAUCUUGGAUGAAGGCAAUCGAAAAGAGAGUCUCUGUGACCUCCUCCGUGUUGGGAUCAACGAAGGGUGUCAAGCUCUCUGGGUUUUCUGAUAAGAUGUCUCAAAUCAUCCAAGACCUCCGCUUGAAAGAGAUUGCCUCUGCCGCCAGGUUUAGAACCAUGCUGCUUUUCAUCGUAAUCCUAUCAUACGCACCAGGAUCCAUCUCUCCGGUUGUUACCUUUGGUGCAUACACGGCUAUUGCUCAAAGGGACCACACCGCACUCGACUCGAACCGCAUCUUUACAUCCCUUGCCUUGCUCAACCUCAUCACGCAGCCCCUCAACGAGCUGUUUGCCCACCUGCCCAACAUAAUGGCGGCGAUCGCCUGCUUUGGGCGUGUCCAAGCCUUUCUUCUGUCCCCGGACACCUCGGCCAAGGCAGGUGCCGGCCAGUCUUCGACAAAGCGAGCCAGCACCGCCUCCGCUGAGGGAUCGCUGAGCAAUCUUUCGGUUCCCCCAGACACGGAGAAGCAGCCCUCGAUGAUGGCGACGCCCGCAACAGGACAUGCCCUUGAAAUUCGACAGGCCAAAUUCGGUUGGAAGGCGGAUGUGGAGCCGACAUUGUCGGAUGUGACGCUGGAUAUUCCUCACGGCAAGCUGACCAUGGUCGUCGGGCCCGUUGCCUCUGGAAAGUCGACCCUGCUCAAGGCAAUCUUGGGCGAGACGCCUGUUUCCGAGGGGACUAUUGCCCGAUCUUCCAACAGCAUUGCUUUCUGCGACCAAGUCCCCUGGUUGACGAACGAGACCCUUCGCCGCAACGUCACCGGCUUCUCUCACUUUGACGCCUCUUGGUAUACCACUGUCAUCCGGGCAUGUGCUCUCGAGGACGACAUUGCCACGUUUCCCGAAGGGGAUCAAGUCAUAAUCGGUAGCAAGGGCGUCGCACUCAGCGGCGGUCAGAAGCAACGGGUGGCAGUCGCCCGAGCUGUCUACUCAAGACGAGACAUUGCCAUCUUCGAUGAUGUGUUCAGCGGCCUCGACUUUGAGACGCAGAACCGAAUCUUCAACAACGUUUUCGGCUCCUCUGGUCUCCUGAGACAGCGAAACACCACAGUCCUCUUCGUCACUCACGCCGGUUUGUUGCUGCCAUGGAAAACUCUUUCACUCUGGUCAGAUUCUAACCUCAUGUUCGUAGUCCACAUACUGCCAAAGGCAGACUACGUCAUCGCACUGGAAGGCACCGGCAAGAUCGCCUGCCACGGAACCUUUGACGAACUCAACAAGCAAAGCGGCUACAUCAACAAGUUUAAUCUCGCCGUCAAGGAAGACGAGAUUGAUCAGGAAGCGGCGCGAGACGACGGCAAAGCCGCGUACGAGCCGGCGAGAAACCACAAAGCCUCGGAGAGCAGCGUGAAUGAGGACAUUCAACGCCUGGGAGAUCGAUCAGUCUACAAGUACUAUUUCAAGGCAACUGGCUACCGCAGCGUCGUCAUUUUCGUCGUUUUGCAGAUCAUCUGGGUCUUCCUGACGAAAUUCCCCGAAAUCUGGCUCUCUUGGUGGGGUGAGGCCAACGACCGGCAUCCUAAUCAAGAGACGGGCAAGUACAUGGGGAUCUACAGCGCCCUUCAAGUCUGUUCGCUCAUUGCCCUGGCUGUUACCUGUUGGCAUACCGUUCUGGGCAUGGCCGCUACCUCCGGCAUCAAGCUUCACUUGAUUCUUCUUGAGAAGGCACUUGGAUUCAGUCAGGACAUUCAGCUGAUCGACGCCGAACUCCCGAUUUCUCUCCUCAAUGUUGCUGCCAACGGGCUCAUGUGCAUCGCUCAAGCGUUGAUGAUCAUUCCUGUGUCGUACCAACUCAUUGCUGCUUUCCCCUUUCUCUUUGGUGUCCUUUGGGUCAUUCAGAGAUUCUACUUGCGGACUUCCCGCCAACUUCGCUUCCUCGAUCUCGACGCCAAAACCCCAAUGUACUCCCAAUUCUUGGAAACCCUGAGUGGCCUUCCAACGAUCCGCGCUUUCGCCUGGCAAAAGGAUCUAACGCUGCUGAUGCGCGAGCGCCUGGACACCUCGCAAAGGCCGAUGUACCUCCUGUACAGCAUCCAGCGAUGGCUCACCCUGGUUCUCGACCUCACUGUGGCGGCUCUUGCAAUUGUCCUGAUCUCGGUUGCCGUCGCUCUGAGAGGCCGUGUCGGUGCCGGCUUCGCCGGCGUUGCCUUGUACAACAUCAUGGGACUCAGUAGCGCCAUGAAGGCCGCCGUCACCGUCUGGACGAUUCUCGAGACCUCUAUCGGUGCGGUCGCGCGCGUCAAGACCUUUGCCGAGCAGACCCCCCGCGAGAAAAAGCCCAACGAGUCGCAGACCCCUCCCGCGUCCUGGCCCAAGACCGGAGCGAUUACGUUUGACAACGUCACUGCUUCCUACUCUGAAGGGUUGGAACCGGUUCUUUCGGAGGUGUCCUUCACGAUCUCACCCGGCCAGAAAGUUGGCAUCUGCGGAAGAAGUGGCAGUGGCAAAAGCUCUCUUCUUCUCUCUCUGCUUCGGCUUAUCGACUGCAGCGAAGGCAAGAUCCUCAUUGACAACAUCGAUACGUCGACAAUGCCUCGCGAGUUGCUGCGACAGCGUUUGAACGCCCUACCACAGGAACCUCCGUUCUUCAGCGGAUCGAUCCGCCUGAACUGCGAUCCUCAAGGCACUGCCUCUGACGAGGACAUCAUUGACGCUCUUCGCACCGUUGGCAUUUGGGAGGUCAUUGAGGGUAAGGGCGGGCUCAACGCGGAGUUCUCCGAUGACUUCUUCUCGCACGGUCAGAAGCAGGUGUUCUGCCUGGCGAGGGGCAUCUUGUGCCCGUCGAAUAUUGUCGUCAUGGAUGAGGCUACGAGCAGGUAUGUGUCAACCAUUUCCCCCCAGUGUCUCGGUUGUAAUGAUCGACUCGAGCUGACAUGUCGUACCAGCGUUGACAUCGACACGGAGAAGAACAUGAUUGAGGUCAUUCGGAAACGUUUCGGAAAUGCGACGAUAAUUUCAGUGGCACACCGACUAGAUACCAUCCUUGACUUCGACCUGAUUCUGGUUCUGGAUAAGGGAAAGAUCGUCGAGCAGGGCAGUCCCAAGGAGCUUCUUGGUCGUGGUUCCGCCUUCAAAGCGCUCUACGAGACUUUGCACGGCAAAGAUCAUUGAUGGCUUGGGCGGCGAAAACAGUACCCACAAGUAUAUCAUUUUGAAGAAAGGGGGCAUGGAUGAGAUUUAGGGUAUAUCUGUCAUAAGGAAGC
Colletotrichum destructivum is the source of this 4559-nucleotide messenger RNA. Its product is annotated as Putative AAA+ ATPase domain, ABC transporter type 1, transmembrane domain-containing protein. The record is from RefSeq and is a predicted model, not a curated record. Gene Ontology annotation, molecular function: ABC-type transporter activity; ATP binding; ATP hydrolysis activity. Gene Ontology annotation, biological process: transmembrane transport. NCBI's taxonomy places the organism in Eukaryota, Fungi, Ascomycota, Sordariomycetes, Glomerellales, Glomerellaceae. Bases 1 to 4467 code for a protein of 1488 amino acids. The transcript has 14 exons. Gene Ontology annotation, cellular component: membrane.